GUCUUGCUAAGUUUCAGACAACCCCGUUAUUUUAUUAAAAAUCGCUCGAACUAAAAUAACGUCCAUACUUACAAGUAGUUUUUGUACAUUUUUCAACGAAUGUAAAAAAAAAAUACUUGUUUACCUCUUUAUUUAUAUUCUGUUUGUAUUCUCUCCAACCAAAAAGCGCUUUUGUCGUUUACGACUAAUAAAAAAAAAGCUACCAUUUUUUCAAAGAUUUGAUGUAUUAUUUAAAAGUAAUUUAUGCCUUUAGUCACCUGUAAUGUGUUGUCAAUAGUAUUUUUCGAAUUAUCUUUUAUACAUUGGCCAGUCAAAAUAUGUUCACAAAACAUGCAUUACCGCACUUAAACUAGUUGUUCGUUAGUCAGACGUAUACUUGUUGCUUAGUGUUAGCUAUUUUCACCAACACUCGUAUAGACACGAUGGCACCCUGGAAAGCAAUGCGAAACUGGCGUAAAUUGUUCUACGGAUUCGAGGUGGUAAAUACACUGUCUGCAGAAUUACUAGUCAAGGCUGCCGAAAGCGGUAAUUUAGAUGAUUUUAAUCGUCUUUUCAUAGCAGAACCCGCUCGUCUGGAAGUCAGAGAUUCCAAAGGUCGAGCAGCUGUACAUCAGGCAGCUGCCAGAAAUAAGCUGAAUAUAUUGCAGUUUAUCAGAAACCACGGAGGAGAUUUAAACAUAAGGGAUUCUUGUGGAAAUACUCCACUACACAUUGCUAUUGAACACGAUUCACUGGAUGCAGUAGAAUAUUUACUUCAAAACGGUGCGGAUCCGAGUGCUUUGAAUGAUAAAAAACAAGCAGCCUUACAUUUGGCGGUCGAGUUGAACAGAGUGGCCGUUCUUCAAGUAAUGUGCAAGUUCAAAGACCGAAUAGACACGGGACAAGGUGGUAUGCACGGCAGAACUGCCCUCCACUUGGCCGCCAUACACGAUCAUGACGAAUGCGCACGUAUACUGAUUCGAGAUUUGGGCGCGGACAACAGACAACCGUGUCAUAAUGGAUAUUAUCCGAUUCACGAGGCGUCAAAAAACGCAGCAUCCCGGACAAUGGAAGUGCUUUUGCAAUGGGCUGAGAGCAGAGGCAAUUCCAGACAUCAAAUGAUAUCGUUUUUCGACGCCGAGGGCAACGUGCCACUUCACUCCGCUGUACACAGUGGAGAUUUCAAGGCCGUUGAGUUAUGUCUGAAAUCUGGCGCAAAAAUAUCCACGCAGCAAUACGAUCUUUCGACACCAGUCCAUUUGGCCUGUGCACAAGGAGCUAUCGAUAUAGUUCGGCUAAUGUUUGGAUUGCAACCGGCUGAGAAAACCCAAUGCCUUUGCUCUUGCGAUGUGCAGAAAAUGACACCACUUCACUGUGCCGCCAUGUUCGAUCGUUCUGAAAUCGUACAAUACUUAAUCGAAGAGGGAGCCGACAUGAAUGCUCUCGAUAAGGAGAGUAGAUCUCCAUUACUCUUGGCGGCCAGCAGGUCUGGAUGGAGAACUGUGAUCAGUUUGAUAAGAUUGGGCGCCGACGUUCAAGUAAAAGAUUCCAAUAAAAGAAACGUGUUGCAUCUUGUAGUUAUGUAUGGUGGACGUCUAGACGAAUUUGCACAUGAAAUCACAAUGGAAAACGACCAAGAAGCUUUGGAAAUGUUGUUGAACGAAAGAGACAUUACAGGAUGUUCGCCAUUACAUUAUGCCAGUAGAGGCGGUCAUAUCAGAAGUUUAGAGAGUUUAAUACGUUUGGGCGCUUGUGUUAACAUAAAAAAUCACAACGGGGAAAGUCCUUUACAUUUCGGCGCAAGGUAUGGAAGAUACAACAUUGUCAAAAGAUUAUUAGAUUCGGAAAAAGGGGCGUUUAUCAUCAAUGAAUCGGACGGAGACGGACUCACCCCAUUGCACAUAGCAUCUCAACAAGGUCACACUAAAGUCGUGCAGUUAUUCUUGAACAGAGGCGCUCUACUGCAUCGAGACCACAAGGGUAGAAAUCCAUUACAUUUGGCGGCAAUGAGCGGACACACUCAGACUAUUGAACUGUUACAUUCUGUUCAUUCGCAUCUUCUAGACCAAUGCGAUAAAGACAAAAACACUGCGUUACAUUUGGCUACAAUGGAAAACAAACCGAACGCCAUUACAUUGUUAUUGUACAUGAACUGUAAACUCUUGUUUAACUCGUUAGACCUUAGCGCUAUUGAUUAUGCCAUUUAUUACAAGUUCCCUGAAGCAGCAUUAUCAAUGGUCACUCACGAUUCUAGAGCCGAAGAAAUCAUGGCACUGAAAUCCGAUAGACACCCUUGUGUCACACUGGCUUUGAUUGCGUCCAUGCCUCGUGUGUUUGAGGCCGUGCAAGAUAAAUGUAUCACAAAAGCCAAUUGCAAGAAAGACUCAAAACAGUUUUACAUCAAGUAUUCAUUUGCUUGUCUACAAUGCCCGGCGAUUCAAAAGAACAAUGUGGCCGGUACCUUGAAACGAACACCGCUGCCAGCUUUAAAUGCAAUGGUAAAUCACGGACGGGUUGAACUCUUAGCGCACCCGUUGAGUCAGAAAUACUUACAAAUGAAGUGGAAUACUUACGGGAAAUAUUUCCAUCUGGCGCAUUUAUUAUUUUUUACAAUAUUUCUGAUAUUCGUCACUCUAUUCUCUUCGCAACUGAUGGUGCUUUCUAGUUACGACGACCUGUCCAACUUAAACAACGAAUUAUUAUCGGCUGACAUGACAAACGCUAGCCAGGCCACGCUCAAGUCCGUAGCGGUGAUGAUCAUGAUCUACGUGUUCAUCAACAGCAUACGCGAAGUAAUCCAGUUCUACCAGCAAGGAUGGCCGUAUCUAUUGGACCCGACCAACGCGGUGGCCAUACUGUUGUAUUUUUCAGCCGUGGCAAUGAUUUCGCCAGCUUUGACCGGCCGGUUGAUCGAAUAUCAAGUAUCGUUCGCCAGCUUCACCGUGUUCCUCAGUUGGUUCACGUUGCUUUUAAAUUUACAAAGAUUCGAUCAAGUAGGGAUCUACGUCGUUAUGUUCCUAGAAAUAUUACAAACGUUAAUCAAGGUACUACUCUUAUUCUCCAUACUGAUUGCCGCUUUCGGUUUGGCGUUUUACAUUCUGUUGUCGAAGGGUAACCAUCUUUCAUUCAGCACCGUGCCGAUGUCGUUGUUGCGGACUUUUGCCAUGAUGCUGGGCGAAAUUGACCUGCUCGGAACCUAUAUACAACCGCUGUACAGCAAUGACGGCAACGGCGAUGACUUUGGUGAAAUCAGAAGCAUACCAUAUCCGGUGCCUGUGUUUUUAAUGCUUGGCGUAUUUAUGGUUCUCAUGCCUAUAUUACUGAUGAACUUACUAAUUGGUCUGGCCGUUGGAGACAUCGAGUCGGUCAGGAGAAACGCACAACUGAGAAGAUUGGCUAUGCAGGUCGUGCUGCACACCGAGCUGGAACGAAAGCUGCCACACGUGCUGAUGGAGAAAAUCGACAAGACGGAACAAAUCGAGUAUCCUAACGAGAGAAAAACGAAAAUGGGUUUUUUGGAUUUUAUCUUGGGCAAAUGGUUUUGUAACCCGUUUUCCGACGACGCUAUCGAAAUGGUAUUGGAAAACAACGAAAACGAUUUAACCGAUGAAAUUGACAAAGUUAAGGACCGGUUGAAAGUGAUCAGCAGCUCGUUGGAAAUACAACAGACGUUUCUCAGACUAAUCAUACAAAAAAUGGAAAUAAAGACCGAAGAAGAUGAAGUGGACGAAGGAGUGUUUCCGAAUGAAAUGACCAACAACCUGAAUGGAAAAUGGUCUACGCCUCGAGUUAGAACUAAACUCAAACAAUCUUUUAGUUUUUCAAAAUGUUAUACGAAGUAGAAUAAUAUAAUAUAAUAUGAUGUUUAUGAUAUGAAUAUGAUGUUUAUUUAUUAUACGCCAUAAAAUGAUAAUUACAGCUCUUUGUAAUGUUUUAAUUUUAACUAUUUUAUUUACUUAAUUACAAGAUUUACAUGUUCUUAUGUGAAAAUACUUAUAAAAAUAUCACUUACCUAACACUUGCAUUUUAAUGUUAUUUAUAAAAAACUAAAAUAAUAUAUUCAACAUUAGAUACACUGA
Molecule: messenger RNA, 4058 nt
Organism: Adelges cooleyi (spruce gall adelgid)
Lineage: Eukaryota; Metazoa; Arthropoda; Insecta; Hemiptera; Adelgidae
Gene: TrpA1
Product: transient receptor potential cation channel subfamily A member 1
Exons: 18
Coding region: 423-3821 (1132 amino acids)
Biological process (GO): transmembrane transport; monoatomic ion transport
Cellular component (GO): membrane
Molecular function (GO): monoatomic ion channel activity; protein binding
Source: RefSeq, a predicted model, not a curated record